AACACAAGAAGAUGAACGGUGGCAACGACUUUUAAAAACUUGACUGAUCCCUCCAACCACAACAAUCAUACCACACGGCUCUACUAGCUAGUCUAGCUAGGCAUGUAGUAGCGGCAACAGCGGCAACAACAUCCCCGACAAAAGCAGCAGCAACAGUCAAGGCGUCAACCUACUGAACGGUACUACUAGCUAGUACGGGUACAUCUACUUGUAGUGGUGGUCAUCAGCAGAACUACUACCGUUGCCAGUACCGUACUGGUACUGACAAGUACGCAGAAUCGCAAGUUUGGUCGGUGGCUGGAGAACACGCGCGGCAUCCCGUACCGGUAUCUGGUGCUGUUCUGCGUCCAUCGAAUUGGUCACGCUCGCGCCCUCGGCGAGAACUUGAAAGACUUAGUUCUACUAGUACUCAAGCCAGUGGAUCCAUGGAGGUGCUGCCACCAUUGCCAAUGACACCAGCACAAGAAGCAGUAACAGCAGCAGCAACACCAUAACCAUGUCUGCUGAAGAUACACAAGCUACUACCGGUAUGCAUAAGGAUACCAUGACAAUGGAAAUGCUGGAUCAGCUGCUGGCUACACUCCUAUUGGCAGUCAUUGGAAAGAUCCAUCAGGAACUCCACGAGGAGCGCCAACGGCUCAGACAGCCAGAACCUGAAUCAUACCUGUCCAAUCAGUACCUGACCAUUCUAUUCUCCAACGCCCUUGGCCAGGUGGCACUCGACUAUCCUGCCCUGGCGUUUCCUCUGGUCUUCUUUAUGAAGAAGCAGGCAAGGGCUGCGGAUAGAGAUAGGCAGAGACAAGCCUCAGCCUCACAAGGUAAGACCGUACUGUUACAGCAGGAACAGGCAGAGCAACCACGGUAUCAGUCACCGCUGACACAAGAACAAACACAAGAACAGCUGAUGCAGCAGUUAGAACAACUUUUGCCAGACAUUGCAAGGAGGAUUCAAGCCGCAUCGUCACUAGUACCGGUACCGGUACCUGUGGUGAACCCUGCGCCGAGCAACGGAAACACUGAUGGGGCUGGUUUACAUAUCAACCAUCACAGCAAUACUGCUGGUUUCGAUGCAGCUGCCACUCAAGGAAGCAACUGUCACUAUGCCGCUCUUCCGUCCAACCAGAAGGCUUCCCAUGUGUCUCUGGGGGCACAAAACGACAAAGCUGCUUCCAGGCCAGUGAGUGAACCUGCACCACAGGCAAAGCAGCCAGCAGUACCAAUCCAACAGGUGCAGCAAAUGCUGCGGCUGCUGCAGCAACUCCCACCGAGUCAACAUCAAUCUCUAUUGCAAUCGACGCAUGGAGGUACCGGUACCGGUACUGAUACGGUUGGUGCACAACAGAGAAGCCAUAACGAUGGAACUGAAAGCCAUCCUACCUCAAUCACAGGUCCGCCACCCUCGCAACAGCAGCAGCAGCAGCAGAUCACGCCAAGUGAUCUUCAAUCCUUGUUGCAAGCCUCGCAAAAGGGCGGGUAGGCCAACAAUUGGUGCCAUGAACCGCGGGUCUACACGAACGACUAAGGACACGUUGCUACUUUACCAAAAAGCUUUGUCGUUAUGAGAUAUACUUUCUGC
Seminavis robusta is the source of this 1576-nucleotide messenger RNA. Lineage: Eukaryota; Bacillariophyta; Bacillariophyceae; Naviculales; Naviculaceae. The record is from the annotation of a GenBank genome assembly.